CUGGAGGAGACCCGUCGUGCGUUCAAAGAGGCUCAGGAGAGAGUCGCUCGCUCUCAGACCAGCUGCACCAAACUGAGCAAUGAAGUUGAAUGUCUGAAGGUUCACAUCAGGAGGCUUGAGGACAAGAAUGAAAAACUCACCUUUGAAAGGACGUGUUGUGAAGAGAGCAUCAACAAACUGAGGAAGGUCAACGCUGAGCUGAGGGCCGAAUUUGAGGAGACCCUGGUCAUGUUGACUCUGAGAGACAGAGAAAUCUCAAAGAAAGACAUUCUGAUGGAUAAGAUGAAGAACUCUCACGUGGAGAAUCACAGCAGGAUCAUGGAUCUGCAGUCAGAGCUGAUGAGGUUACAGGAACAUUCACACCAAGUUCUUCUGAGGUACGACCGGCACUGCAUCAGUCCUCAGAGUCUCUACAGUCGAGAUCCUCCGAACCACCGCUCCCUGCAGAGCGAGAUGCAGGAUAUGCAGCAGCAUCACAGAGCUCUGGACGACGUAGGCCUCCCAUCCCUCCACAUGCACACUGAUGAUAUUCAGAGCAUCAUUCACAGGAUCAAGAGUACAGAAAUAGCUCAUCUUCUGCAGAAUAAGUUUCCAGAGCGGGACUCUUCUCCUGUAGAAACACAGGAGAGGCCUUUUCCUCAUCGCCAGCAGCAACAGGCAAGCAUCAAGCAGCAGCUUGUCAAUGUGCUGCAGGAGCUGGAGCUGCAGAAGUGUGUGUGGGAGGAGAAAGGGGAGAAGGUGGAGGAGCGGAGGAGAGCCUCAGAGAAGGAGCAAAAGCAAAGCCAAACUCAGAUCCCGGAUGGGAAGAAGGUGGCAGUGGUGAACUGGUGGAGAGCCCUCAGCACGGAGCAGGCUAAGGCCCGCACCAAAGAGACCCAGUCGACCCAGGAGCUCUCUGAAACGCAAGAGAAGCUCCAGCGAGCGGAGAAGACAAUCAGUGAUAUGAGGGAGCAGAUCUGCCACCUGCAAGUUUCUCUCAGAUCUGCACUGGAGUGUGUCUCUGAGCAAAAAAACAGCAGUGGAGUUUGUCAUAUUAACAAAGGGACCAACACUCUGAGAGUAGUGGCGGACAAAGCUGUCGGGACGGUGGUGAGGGAUCAGAGGGAUGCGGUGGUGACCACGGAGAUCACAGGCGGAGCGGCCUCACAGCAGGAGCAAGCGCAGCUUCAGUUGACCACAAGCAGACUUCUGAAGACCCUCAGAAGAAUGGAGGCCAUGGUCGCCAAUGCCUUGGAGAAGGCUGAGCUGGUGAGAGAGAGCGAGCAGCGGGUGAGCCAGGUGAGAGCGAGGAUGGAGAGCAUCACCUAUAGGGUGGAGGAGGCUCUGGGCCGGACAAGUGCCACGGACGAGAAGCUGAAUGUCCUGGAGGAGAGGGUCGCAGAAAAAGAUCCAAACCAGUAUCCAGGUCCAGGUCUGUCGGCUGAUCCUGAACCAGAAGUCACCAGCUUCACAGCUGAGUCCGACGUGGAGCCUGAAACCAGAGAAAGAACAGAGAGUCCUCCUCUGUCACCCAUAAUCCCAGAACUCAGUGAGCCUCCACUCAUGAACGGCAGCACAGGAUGCGGCAGCUGCAGCAAGGAAGAGGAGGAACACUUACUGCAGGAAUCUCCUUCUGAGCAAAGUGACCAUAACUACAAGAAGUCCUGCGACAAGGCCUCUGCUGCUGAGACACCUUUUAUUUUCCCCCACACCCGCUCUCACCCUCCACUGCUCCCCAGCAUGCCCACACUGCCCGAGGAAGAGGAGGAUUCCCCCGAGGAGCUGGACAGUUCCUCCAGUUCUCCCAGCACAUCUGUACCUUGUGAAACACGAACUGUCGUCAUGACUGCUCCCACCAUCGUCUACCCACAGCAGGCCACUAUCAUCCAACAAGAUGGUCGUCCUAUGGAACAGGCCAGGCCGCACAGUCCCAGAGCUCGUGUGACCAGAAACUCCUCUGGAGGACCCAUCACAACAGUCGGUCCUCAGUCGACUCCAACCUCGGCCGGGAACACGGAGGCGAGGGAGAAGUCAGAUGCGAUGCCCAACAUUUCAGACGUGAUGCUGAGAAAACUGAAACUACAUCGGGGUCUGCCAGGCUGUGCACCACCACUGUCUGAGAAGGAGGUUGAGAAUGCAUUUGUCCAGCUGUCACUGGCUUUUCGUAAUGACAACUACACCUUGGAGACGCGGCUCAAACAGGCGGAGAGGGAGAGGAACCUGACUGAGGAAGACACAGAGAAAGAACUAGAGGAGUUCAAAGGAGCGCUGAAGAUGACCUCACCACAGUGGCAGAACCUGGAGCAACGCGAGGCUUACCAGCGCCUGACGGAGACGGUAGCAGUGCUGCACCGCCUGGCCACACGACUCUCCAGCCGGGCAGAGAUCGUCGGAGCAGUUCGACAGGAGAAACGGAUGAACAAGGCCACUGAGGUCAUGAUGCAAUAUGUGGAGAAUCUGAAGCGGACGUAUGAGAAGGAUCAUGCCGAGUUGAUGGAGUUUAAGAAGCUGGCCAACCAGAACUCAAAUCGCUGUUAUGGUGGAACUGUGGACACUGGAGAUGAUGGAGUUGCACGGUCAUCAAGAUCAAUGUCCCUCACCCUUGGAAAGGCUCUGCCCAGACGCAGGGUGAGUGUGGCAGUGGUGCCGAAGUUUAACCUCCUGAACAUCCCAGGUCAGACUCCAGCCACAGCUGGCCCGGGCCCCAACCUGUUAACAGGGCCAAGCCCGUCCUCAGGCCCCAACCCAGCCCUUGGCCCCAGCACGGGACCCACCACUGGUGCUGCUCUUCCUGUCCUGUGUGAAGCAAAUGAUAUGAAAGUCAGCACUCCCACAGAGGCGGUACAACCAGCAGCAGAAUGUGGAAAGAGUGUGCUGGAGCAGGAAAGCGAGCCGGCCAAGCCUGCGGUCAACUUAGAGGAGAUCAGAGCCGAGAUCAGAGCCGAGCUCAAGGCGAAGAUUGAGGAGGAGUCGUACAAUAAAGGAUACCAAGAGGGACUGAAGCAGAGUAAAGUUAACCAAGACGAGAAGCAUGAGGAGGAAAACACUGUGGAGAAACUACUGGAAUCAACAAAUAAAGACGAGGAGAGUGGAAGAAAAAUGAAGACAAACAGGAGGAUGGAGGAGGUCCUGGCUCGUUUUGGUCGCUAUUGUCCCAAGAUUUCCUUGAAUCGGCGACUUCUCUGGAUGGCGCUGACACUGUUCGUUGUGAUGUGUCUGGUCAUCAGUAUUUUUUCAUUCUUCAGUCACUACUACAACAGACGUGAGGACACGUAAAGUACCACAUGAGGUAAAGAUGUUCGGACUGAGUGUAGCGCCACGACCAAAGAACCCUACCACAGACUGACAGAGGCCGAUGUUACUCUUUGUCUCUGUCCAUUUACCAUAUCAUCACACCCGGACUCACUUGAAUCCAUGACCCUGGUUCUGGAGGGUCAGAGGGAGGCGUUACGGUUAAUGUUGCCUUUUCCAUGGUUGAUAGCAUUAAGUUAUUAUUUUGUUUGGAUUUAAAAGUCAACGUAUUGUUUGCUGUGGUGAGUAAAAGAUUCUUUUUGUUAAGGGACCAGUGCAGUAUGAAGAAAUAUAUGUAUUUAAAUAAGAAGCAUACAUAAUGAUUCUGGUUCUGGUAGUUUGGAUGAUGAAUAUGGCAUUUCCAAUUUAAUGCCACAGCAGGAAAAUGUUCUAUUUAUUUCACUAUUAUGUUAAACCUGAAGUUUUGAACUGUAGUAUCCCCCUUCUGGCAGUGAGAGGAAUUACAAAUACACAACAAGACAAUAAUAAAAUAUUUAGGUAGAGCAAAUGCAACAGCUACUUAGCUACUGCAUUCGCUACACAGCAUAGACUGUACUUAAAUAUGGACGACAUGUCUCCACCGCCAAAAAUGUCAUUUGGAGCCAGAGUCGAAAAGCAAGAUCCCGCGUGGAAUCAUUUGGUCCACGUUCCAUCUACUUACAUGGAGGAAGCAUGAUUUAUGGCUUAUACUGCAGCCAGCCACCUGGGGGCGAUCAAGAUGCUUUGGUUUCACUUUUGUUGGAGCAGUCGUCCAUAUUUCUACAGUCUAUGCUACACAGCUGCUAUAUAUAGUUUUGGAGGAGGCUACACACCAAUGGUAGUUUGUGUUUGUCCUUGCCAUCAACUGUUUCCUUUUUAUAACCUUAGGUCCUUCUCUGAACGCAGAAUUUCUUUUUUAUCCGGAGCAUCACUUCCUAAGUUCUACAGCACAUAACCAUCUCCAUCUCCCUCACUGCAGUUGCUCUUCUCUUCAGCUUUGGCACAUUAGCUGGUAGAAGCAAAGUUCAAAACAGACAUUUUUCCAAAGAUGCCAUAUUUCCUGUGAAAUACAGAGAGAAUCACCUGCACCCGAUAGACUUCAUAACAAAUAAUUAACAAGGGCUUGAAUGUGACGAACAUCUUUUUAUAUGUGAAAGCUCCCCACCUCAGCUUUAAAGCGUAAUCUGUUAUGUCCAUUAGAUAAUAAAGAGAAAAUCUGAAUCCUUAUUUAAAGAUAGAAGAAUUAAUUAACUGUUUUGAUCUGUUUUUUUAAGUUCUAUAAUGUGUAUUUAAAGACUUAAAUUUAAAACAUAAGCACAUUCCAGAGUAGUUCCGUAAGUGCAAUAAUUUGCAGUUG
Messenger RNA from Paralichthys olivaceus (Japanese flounder), 4606 nucleotides. Lineage: Eukaryota; Metazoa; Chordata; Actinopteri; Pleuronectiformes; Paralichthyidae. The record is from RefSeq and is a predicted model, not a curated record.